This is a messenger RNA of Seminavis robusta, 1333 nucleotides long. NCBI's taxonomy places the organism in Eukaryota, Bacillariophyta, Bacillariophyceae, Naviculales, Naviculaceae. The record is from the annotation of a GenBank genome assembly.
AUCAGUAACACCAUCGCAAAUUCCAUCAAAUAAUCCUUCAGGAGUCCCCUCCACAAUUCCAAGUUUAUCAAUCCAACCGAGUCUUUCCUCCAAUCCAUCACAGGGACCAUCAGGAUCUGCAAUGCCAUCCUUGUCCCUCAAUCCCUCUCAGCAGCCAUCUCUUUCCAUUCAGCCAAGUUUAUCAGCCAAUCCAAGCGCAUCUAUGGUGCCGUCUACAGGGCCCUCUAUCACCCCAGGUCAGGGAUUUCUUUCAUUGUUCAGUUUUCCCCUUGAGGAAGAACAUGAAUUCCAAACUGGACCAGAUUUUCUCACGGCCAUUGUGGAGGAAGCUGAAGAGAAGGAAGAAUAUGAGCUCGCCUCGGAAGAAUCUGAUUUUUCGGCAGAUGGCCAACCAGAAGGUGACGUUGGCAUGCCUGCUGAAGAACAAGUAAACCACAACAUAUUCAUGCAUCCAGAAGCACAUGACUUCUCUCGACAUCAAGAAACAGAGGGACAAGAAGAGGAGGAGGAGCAUGAUUUUGGUGAUACCAGUAGCCAAGAAGAAGAGCAUGAAUUUGCUGAUAGCGAAUCAGAAGGUGACGUUGGCAUGCACGCAGAAGAACAAGUAAACCACACUAGUUUCAUGGAUCCAGAAGUACAUGACUUCUCUCAAGAGCAACAAGAAACAGAAGAACCGGAAGAAGAGGAGCAUGAUUUUGGUGAUGUAGAAGAAGAAGAAGAAGAAGAAGAGCUCGAAUUGUUUGGUGAUGGCGACAAUGAACGUGACGUUGGUGUGCCUGCAGAAGAAGAGCAAGUUGAACACCACAACAUUUUCAUGCAUCCCCCAGGGAGUGCCUCUUCUCAAGAUCAAGAUCAAGAUCAAGAAGAAAGUGAUGAAGAAGAGCCUAGAUUUGGUCCUGACGAGUUUGAUUUUGGAACCGGUCCCGAUUUCCGCGAACACAAAGUUAUCCCAAUCGUUGUGCGGAAUCGAUUUGAUGAUGAAGAAGAGCACGAAGAACAAGAAGAGUUCAACUUUGAAGAGGAUGAUGAGGACCACGAAGAAGAGUUUGACUUUGGAACUGGCCCUGAUUAGCUAUCUAGCUAGUUUGUCGCCCUCACCACACGACGGUAACCAUCCAAGAAAGCAGACCACGAGUAAUCGUGUGUGGUUGUCGCAAUUCAUCUGGGAUAAUUCGACUCACUCACCGCCGUUCCGGUCAUCCCGACGAGCUUCGAAGUGGCCCGCCCCUUCUUGCAAUGAUGCAACAGGGAGCAUUGAAGGGCUGAGUGGCUUGACCACGGGGCAAUACAUGUAGCUAUACCGUAUUGUAAGCUAACUGUUCAAGCAGUUGUG